Molecule: messenger RNA, 3287 nt
Organism: Polyodon spathula (Mississippi paddlefish)
Lineage: Eukaryota; Metazoa; Chordata; Actinopteri; Acipenseriformes; Polyodontidae
Product: src substrate cortactin-like
Exons: 16
Coding region: 111-1655 (514 amino acids)
Biological process (GO): regulation of actin filament polymerization
Cellular component (GO): site of polarized growth; cortical actin cytoskeleton; plasma membrane
Molecular function (GO): actin filament binding
Source: RefSeq, a predicted model, not a curated record
UGGGAAAGCCGGAAGAGCACUGGUAACUGCAGGGAUACAAUUGAGACGGACUGUCCAGGGGUGUGGGAGUGUAUUUUAUUAUCUGUAAAGAAAAGUAAAUCAGCAAAGAAAUGUGGAAAGCAGCUGCAGGCCAAUCAGUUUCCAUCCAGCAGGAGGAUGCAGGUGAUGACUGGGAGACAGAUCCUGACUUUGAGAACGACGUGUCUGAGAAAGAACAGAGAUGGGGUGCGAAGACAAUCGAAGGGUCUGGACAUCAGGAACAUAUUAACAUUCAUAAACUGCGGGAGAACGUCUCUGACGAGCACCACAGCUUGAAGCAGAAGGAACUGGAAAACAUGCCUAAAGCAUCCCACGGCUACGGGGGGAAGUUCGGUGUGCAGCAAGACCGAAUGGAUAAGUCUGCUGUAGGCAACGAGUACCAGAGCAAACUCUCCAAGCAUUGCUCCCAGACAGAUUCAGUCAAGGGGUUUGGUGGGAAGUUUGGUGUACAGGCAGACCGAGUUGACCAGUCUGCUGUUGGAUUCGAAUAUGCUGGCAAAACAGAGAAACAUGCUUCACAAAAAGACUACUCAUCUGGUUUUGGGGGGAGAUAUGGUGUACAGGCUGAUCGUGUUGACCAGAGUGCAGUAGGCUUCGAUUACCAGGGAAAACUCGAAAAACACGAGUCCCAGAAAGAUUAUUCUAAAGGUUUUGGUGGGAAAUAUGGAGUGGAAACGGACAAAGUGGACAAAAGCGCAGUUGGCUUCGAGUAUCGAGGGAAGACUGAGAAGCACGAGUCCCAGAAAGACUAUGUAAAAGGGUUUGGAGGGAAGUUUGGUGUCCAGACAGAUAGACAGGACAAGUCUGCCCUCGGCUGGGAUCACCAGGAGAAAUUACAGCUUCACGAGUCUCAGAAAGACUAUUCAAAGGGAUUUGGUGGGAAGUUUGGAGUACAGCAGGACAGAAUGGAUAAGUGCGCAGGUACCUUUGAUGAUGUUCAAAAGCCAGCUCCAGCCUAUCAAAGGACUAAACCUGUUGAAGCAGCUGGAAGCAGUGCUAGCAGCAUCAAAGCCAGGUUUGAGAACAUUGCCAAGCAGAAGGAGGAGGAGGACAGAAAAAGGGGUGAAGAAGAGAGAGCCAGACGAGUGGCCAAGGAGAAGCAAGAGCAGGACGAGGCCAGGAGGAAGAUAGAGGAGGAAGCCAAAGCUGAAAAGCAGCGGACUGUAGAACGGGCACCAGAACCAGAUCCUGCCCCCCAGCCCGCUCACCAAGAGAAGCCACCCAGCCCAGCAUACCAGCAACAAGAUUUGUAUGAAGAGCCAUCCGACAGAGACUCUGCUCCCAGUUCAAACCAGUACGAAGCAGAACCCCCUUCGAAUGCACAGGAGCCAGAGUAUGAGGAUGCUACAUAUGAGCCCCAGCAAGAAGCAGCCUACCAGAAUCCAGACGAAGUGCAGUAUCAAGGAGUCGAACCGAAUUAUGCAGAGUGUGGGGAUGACCUUGGACUCACUGCAGUGGCUCUGUACGACUAUCAAGCUGCUGGCGAUGACGAGAUUUCCUUUGACCCUGAUGACAUCAUCACUAACAUUGAAAUGAUUGACGAGGGCUGGUGGAGGGGAGUGUGUAAAACUGCAUACGGGCUUUUCCCUGCCAAUUACGUUGAGCUCAGGCAAUGAAGCGCUUAACUUCUGAAUGAUUUUGCCUUAACUACUAUCUGCAGUUCUAAGACUAUAGCUCAACAGGAAGAACAGGAACAAAUGUUUUUUUUUUCCCCCAUUAUUCUAGAAAUGCUCUUAAUGUUGGCUGUGCUUCUUGCAGUAUUGUAAUGUGUGUAAUUUCUAAUUUCUGUCCCAUUUUUCCACUCGAGUUAAGGCUCUGGACUUAUUUUCUCUUUCUCUCUCCAACAAAUGCUGCUUCCAAAUUCAUGCCAUUCUGUAUCAAAGAAAAUGCAUUACAAUAUAAACAAAUAAAUAUAUCUGCAGUAAGGAAUAAUGUGCAUCCAAAUCAAGCUGAAAUGUGUCCAAAGCAAUAUAUUUGCAGUAAAAGAGAUUACUAUAUUGCUCUAGAAGAUACACAUAAUCACUUUAUUAGGUGCUAGGGAACAUAUAGCAGAGGCUAAUGUUUUUCUCCAGUUAAAGUUCAUGUUUUUUCUAAUAAAAGUAAAUAAUGUACUGUUGAAAGUUGGGGAUGUCAUUUUCAGUUUUGUUUUGCAUGUGCAUAAUAAUUUUAUAUGUCCCAAAAGUUGACAUGGAUUUAAUAAUAUAUUUUUUAGCCAAGGGUUAAUAUAGAAUUAAGUUAUCACCAAAGAUUCUUAAAUUUAUAUUGCACAUUUUCAUUGGAAAUACUGCAUUAAUGUGGAAAACAGUACUUUUAAUGUAAUUGAAUAAAUGUGGAACAGACACAGUUGCUUGUGGAAAAGACCUGUGGUGAACUAAAAUAGUAUAUUGCUUGUUGACAUUAAUUUAACUUGACUUUAGCACAGUGUGCUAUGUAAUACUUGUGCUAGCUGGGAUAGGUGAUUUUUCGUUCUGUUCUGUAUCCGGGUUACUAAUUGCAAGUUAAUGAUGAGUUGUUGUUGAGUUGGGAUGGAAAACUAAAAUUUAGUAUGAGAGUUUUAAUUUGCACGUUCUAUCAAACACUUUAAUGAAAUGUCUUGCUCUUACAAAAACAAAAAGUAUUUGAAUAUGCAAGGUAUUAUACAGUGACAUUUCAGGUGGUUUUAAAACAUCCCAUCCUAAAAUACUGUGGCACUGAACAUAAUAUUUAAGAAUCAUAACUUAAAAAAUUUGAGGUUUAUGUUUCUUUUAAAUCAACAUAAAGGCAGUAUACCCAUGAAUAGAAUUAGUUACUUAACUAUGAUGUCUUAUCUUUUGGUGGGCAUCCCACUCAUGCAUUGGGCCACUUCAUUUUCCUAUAAUUCAGUGUGACCAAUCAUAAACUUUGGCCAAUAACAUGUUAUUAAUGUUGAGAGUAAAAAUUAAAGGGGAAGAGGUUGCAUUUAAUCUUCAAGCUUAAUUAAAAUACAUGUUUUCAUAGAUUAACUUGAUAGAUCUUAUAUCAACAACUUAUAUCAACUGUUAAGGACAAUCCUUAACAGUUGAUGUACAUGUCAUUACCUUAUAGUUUUAGCGGUGCCUCUGUUGGUAUUACAGGUCUGUGUUUUGUUUAAUCAUUCUUGGGUUGGGUUUUGAUAAUAAAGUUGUCUUUUCCAGUAUAUUAUUUUUUAUCUUUAAAUCAGCUUGCAUAAUACACAGAAAAUUGAUGUUUUUUUUUUUUUUCUAAGUGAAUAAAGUUUUCAGUUAACAGUA